Molecule: messenger RNA, 1378 nt
Organism: Tripterygium wilfordii
Lineage: Eukaryota; Viridiplantae; Streptophyta; Magnoliopsida; Celastrales; Celastraceae
Product: serine/threonine-protein kinase SRK2A-like
Exons: 11
Coding region: 288-776 (162 amino acids)
Biological process (GO): protein phosphorylation; intracellular signal transduction
Molecular function (GO): protein serine/threonine kinase activity; ATP binding
Source: RefSeq, a predicted model, not a curated record
AAUUCAAGUCUAUAAAUCCGUAAUCCAAGGUGGGUUUUGCGAGCACUCGCUUUCUCCCUUGAUAGUUUUACAAGAGAAGUCAUGGGUCGUCCUCCAAGUAAUGGCGGGCCUGUGUUUCGCUUCAUGGCCCACAGAGUUACGACAUUUGUUGGAGAUGCUUGGGUCCAAUUGUUGGCAGAUUUUGCAAGAACAAUUUUGCACAAGGCAGAUUUGAACAACCUAUCUUUUCUUACCCCGACUAUAAAGCACAUGUGGCCUAAUUAUGUUUCUUUUAUUAAUUCAUAAUAAUGUGCUAUAGCUUUUUGACAGGGGAAUUAUGCAUGGUUGUUGAUUUUUUGCAAAUUGAUGAGAAUGUGGCAAUGGAGAUCAUAAAUCAUAGGUUACUAAGGCACCCUAACAUAAUCCGCUUCAAGGAGGCGAUUUUAACACCCACACAUUUGGCUAUUGUGAUGAAGUAUGCUCCUGGUGGAGAGCUAUUUGUGCGAAUCUACAAUGCCGAUAGAUUUAGUGAAGAUGAGGCUAGGUAUUUCUUCCAGCAGCUGAUCUCGGGUGUCAAUUACUGUCACUCCAUGCAAAUAUUCCAUAGGGAUUUGAAACUGGAAAACACUUUGCUAGAUGGAGGCCCUGCUCCACGCUUGAAAAUUUGUGAUUUUGGUUACUCGAAGUCAUCUCUGCUGCAUUCAAGACCCAAAUCUAGAAUUGGAACUCCAACAUACAUAGCACCAAAAGUUCUUUCAUGGCGAGAAUAUGAUGGCAAGAUGCCAUACAUUUUGUAACCAUUUCUAACUCCCACGUGAUGAAAAAAAGUCAAAGAUCUCGAGAAGAAAAUAAUCCCAUUAAUGGCAAGGUUCAAACUCUUCAUGACAUUAACAAGCAGCAUGGGAGGGCCAAGGAGAAAGAGAUGAUGCAGAUGUGGAAGCAUCUCCAAUAUACAUAAUGUGUAGGCAUGCGUAAGAUAUCAUUAUGUUACAAUUCCUGCUCUUAAAAACUCAAGGAAGCAGGGAAGACCUGUUCCAUCGGCAUUACUGGUCUUUUCGUAUAGAAUCGGCAUUACUGUUCUUUCACUGGAUGUCUUUACAUAUGUGCUUGAUGAGUGUCGUCUGUUGCAAUUGACGUGAUUCUUGGUUAUAGCCACUACUGUAAAUGAUUCAACAUUGGAAGAAUUCUUGCCUUACUUGAAGAGCAGUGGUGUUGGUGUAAUCAGUACUUCUCUUGCAAUGGGGCUUCUUACAAAAGUUGGCCAUUAUUGUCAUUGAAUAAAUUGUCAAAUAUGAUUGAUUGGUGUGUAAGGUUGAUUAAUUAAAGAAAAGCACAAAUGGUGAAGUCAGCUGUGAACAAGACCAAGAAUGUGAUAAUUGCAGCGGGAUGCUAGAGUUUG